Molecule: messenger RNA, 692 nt
Organism: Candidula unifasciata
Lineage: Eukaryota; Metazoa; Mollusca; Gastropoda; Stylommatophora; Geomitridae
Source: the annotation of a GenBank genome assembly
AUCAGACCUAGAGCUGCAGCUGAAAUGCUUUCAUCAUGAAGAUCGUCAGAUGAACACAAACUGGCCAGCAUCAGUGACGGUCAGCGUCAAUGCCACACCACUCAACAUUGAGCGAGGGGACAACAAGUCAACACACAAACCGCUGUACCUCAAGGACGUCUGUCAAGCGGGCCGCAACACAAUACAAAUUACAGUGACAGCCUGUUGUUGUUCUCAUUUGUUUGUUCUGCAACUAGUCCAUCGACCCAGCAUUCGCUCCGUGUUGCAAGGUUUAUUGCGGAAACGUCUGCUGCCCGCAGAACAUUGUAUCACAAAAAUCAAAAGAAAUUUUUCCAGUGUCCCUCCUAACAGUGCGGUUAAUGCAGAAGAUGGAGUAGAACAAACAGCAAUAAAAGUCCCAUUAAAGUGUCCGAUUACGUGCCGGAGGAUAACCUUGCCAGCAAGAGGCCAUGACUGCAAACACAUACAGUGCUUUGAUCUGGAGUCAUAUUUACAAUUAAACUGUGAGAAGGGCUUGUGGAAGUGCCCAGUGUGCAAUAAGUCAGCACUCUUAGAGGGUCUGGAAAUUGACCAGUACAUCUGGGGAAUCCUCACAAACAUGACCAACAUGCAGUUUGAAGAAGUGACCAUCAAUCAGACAGCCAGUUGGAAACCUGUCCCAGUCAAAUCCAUGAUCAAAGAAGAGGACAGUG